AUGGACGACAUCGUAGACGAAACGGAUACUAUAGAAGUACAAGCGGGGAAUAGUGAUAGCCGUAAAAGACGUAUCACUGGUGGAAAAAGAAUUGCUGCCAUAAAGAUGAAGUAUUCAAAACUUUAUAAUUCUAAUGUUAUUCACCCUUGUGCACACGACACGAAAAUCUUUCGUUGCUCAAAAGUUACACCAAAGCACGUUAUGCAUAUGCGAACAAAGUUGUGUUCGGUUCCGGAAAAACUUGCUCAAGACGGGAUCACUUCACCUUUAAUUCAGACUCACCAAGUGAAGCGAAGGAGACCUAGAGUAAAACCUAACAAGAAGGUUGUGUCAGAACAUCUAUUCAAUGUGAAAUACUUCUUAACAGUUGAUUCUCAGAGGGUUCCAGUUUGCAAGAAGUUUUUUCUUGAAGUAACUAAGAUGGGGCGUACUAGGCUUCAAAACAUAGCAAAAAAGCAGUUUCAGGGUGAAAGAAUUAAAGAAAAUAGAGGAGGUGACCGAAAAAGUCAUUUAAGCCGGGAGAAGAAAGACAAUUCUGUUUUUGGAAACUGGCAAGAGAUUGAGGACAUCCGUUUCAACUGGUAUAAAGAAGUUCUUUUCAAUACUCCAACCACUAUUCAGGAAACAAUUGAUGAUAAUGAAAAUGAGUGUGAUUGUCUGGAUAGUGAGAUUUGUAUGAGAAUUUAA
Messenger RNA from Parnassius apollo (apollo), 687 nucleotides. Lineage: Eukaryota; Metazoa; Arthropoda; Insecta; Lepidoptera; Papilionidae. The record is from the annotation of a GenBank genome assembly.